AUUAGUAGAGAGUCAUAAAGCGCGGAUAAUAUUUGUGUCGCAUAAGUAACGUGUUGACGAAUCGAUUGAAAACUACAAUCCUGAUGCGGGAAAGCUCUAUAAAUUCAGCCGAGUUAUCUCUAAUGCCUUUACAGUCGUUCACAAUGUAACAGUAGCUACAGGAAUUAUCAGACGCAUGUAAUAAUUGAUAUAGUCACACAGUUAACCGAUAACCAAUGGAAAGGUGACAACUUAAAUAUGCUUUUAAAAUAAUAAAAAAAUGAUGAAACGAUGAAGAAGGAAUUAAAUCGUAUAAACAACAUACAAUAUUUGAGGAUUAUCACAUUGGAUGGUGAUACGAAAUGAAUUAACAAAAAAUUAAGGAGAAAAAUUAACGGACUCACGUAUCCCUACCUAAGGGACAUGUCUCAUAAAGUUGUUUAAAGAACAAAAGCAUACUACAACUUCUAGUGCGUCGUUGGUGAGAAAACAUGUACAUUGAAAGAAGCUUCAAUCUUCAAGAACAAGGAAUGUCAGUCGAAUUUUUUUUCGUGGGAAAUAUCUCGUCAACAGAUAUUCCUGCAACAUCAUCUUAGCUCCUCCUCCCUGGAGACGUCAGUAGUUAUAGAAACGUGUAAGAAAGCGAAACAUUUGAAACAGUUUGAAAUUCAAUUAAUUCCUUUGUAUUACCGUUCUGUAGGAGUGAUUGGAAAAAUCGCAAUAUAAUGAAACGUUUGCCAAGAAAAAAUAUAGAGUUCAGUGUAACACCAUGGUACUAGAUGAUCGGUUUUCUCCCUGUAGUGCGAGAUAAUUGAUAAUUUCAGCUCAUUAUUGAAGCGGUGUAAUGACUUCCUACAAAAAGCGCGAGGCUUUAUGUCCAUGAUACGUAUAUGGAAAUUACAAAGGAAAAACGUUUCUCCUCUGAGGCUUACGUGGAAAUUCAAUGAGGCUUUAUUCUGGUCCGAUACGUAGAGGCUGUAUUAAAUAAGCUUGAGGUGUCAGAGGAAUAUAAUAUCGUCCAGGAAAUUAGUGUCGGUCAGUGAAAAUUAAACGUGAGAUUACAGCCUUAUCAUUUCAUAUGUAUGUAUAUAACGCAUAUAAUCGGAUGAGUGAGUAUCUGUAUUGGUAGUCGAAUUUAUGACACUUUAAUGUAUAUCUUUUUAUGAAAGAUAUCCUCAUAUAUUUUCGAAGUAAGUAAGAUCGUGUACGCAUUACUCCUUCAGUAAAUAUUGCAGAGAAAGCCUGUGUUCCAGCGAGUAUUUAUUGGAAUACUUAGUAUAGAAGCAUUUUUAUUUGCAUAAGAGGAAGUACCAUUUGAAAUGUCGACAAUCAUCGAGAACCCUGAAAUACCUCUUGUCGGAAUGAAUGGUAGAAAUAAAUUAUAUUCCGACGACUUAUCUUCACCUCAAAAUGGAACUUUUAUUGGUAGUUCCCGACCGUUUCGAUUUGAAACGGUCGGAAAGAUGUUGGCAAAGCGUAAGGAAUUAUUCCAAAAGCGAAAACGACACUGUGAUGUUUCUCUAUGUUUGGCAUUACUUGGAAUAGUUUUCAUGAUAGUGGAAACUGAAUUAACAUCUGCUUUUGUUAUCGGACGUAGUACUUUAGUUUCGUACCUGAUGAAAAUGUGUAUAACAGCGCUGACUGUUUCUCUGUUAAUAUUUAUAGCUUUGUACCAUUAUAAUGACAUUCAGAUAUAUGCUGUUGACAAUGGCGUUGAUGAUUUAAGACUAGCAAUGUCUGCGACACGAAUUAUUAAGAUUCUCGCAGAAUUCAUAGUUUGCAGUAUUCAUCCUAUUCCUGGUGCAUUUUCUAUUACAUGGCAAGCGACUGUUGCAGACGGGCAAAUUGCUCGAAAGAUGACGGUUCCUCUAGAUGUUAUCUUGUCGCUGCCAAUGUUCUUACGAUUUUACCUCAUUUGCAGAGCAAUCAUGCUACAUAGCCGAUUAUACCAAGACGCAUCCUCGCAAGGACUUGGGGCUUUGAAUCGGAUUCAUUUUAACUUUCGAUUCAUUUUCAAGUCUCUUAUGACUCUUUACCCUGAAUACGUUUUGGCGAUUAUAAUGUUAUUCUCGUUUUUGACCUCAAGUUGGGCUCUCCGUCUCUGUGAAAUGUAUGGUGAAGACGGUGAUAAAGAUGACGUGCAUGCUAGUUUUCUUAAUUGCAUGUGGUUAAUUGCUGUGACAUUCCUCUCAGUAGGUUAUGGAGAUAUUGUACCAACAUCAUACUGUGGACGCGGAAUCGCAGUUUUAACGGGUAUGAUGGGAGCUGGAUGUACAGCGCUAGUUGUUGCAGUUUUAGCUAGACGCCUUGAACUUUCAAGAUCAGAGAAAUAUGUUCAUGACUUUGUUAUAGACGCUGAUUUGGACAAACGACUUAAACACAAUGCAGCAAAUGUUAUGCGUGCUGGCUGGUUUGUUUAUAAGUAUAAAAAGUCAAAAGAGAGAAGUUCGAAAAUCGUAUCACAUCAUCGGAAGUUAUUAAGGGCCGUAUAUAACAUACGGGAGAUAAGGGCCGCUCAGAGAAGACUUAUGGAUAAUUCAGUUACUCUUGUGGAAGUCGGAAAGUCGCAAAAUGAGAUUACGAGCGCUAUUCAUAUAAUGAAAUGCAGGCAGACAAUAUUAGAAGAAAAAAUUGUUAAUGUUGAGGGAAAGGUUUCUUUAAUUCUUGAUCAAGUUGUUGCUAUUAAAAGAGCAUUAUAUAGGGCCAAAGAUGAAUAGUAAUUUCUAAUUAAUUUGUCAAUCAUUAGUUUUUAUUCAUAUUUCAAUCUGAAAAUCAUCAGCUUGCAGAUCUUUAUUGUCUGAAUAAUAAUUAUUACGUUAUAAUGUACCUGUCUACUUAAGAAAGAGAAGAAUAAUCCAUCCAGUAAAUUCUUUCAAUGAAAUUAGUUUAUUGUCGCAUCCCUAAUAUUUUGCAUUUACAAACUGAGAUAAUCAGCAAUUUAUUAAAGUGUUUUAAGCUUUGUGACUAGACUUAUUACUCAAAGGGUUUACAAUAUUCCUGGUGGUAUUUCUAUCAUCCGUCUAUGAAUUAAAUUUACAGCAAGUGACAAAUUUGGAUAGAAUUCGAGUUACUUUAUUCAAAGGAAUUUCAAUUUUACACAGAUCCUAUUUACUUUUCAUUCUAACGAAACAAAACGAUACUGUAACUAUUGUAU
Messenger RNA from Ruditapes philippinarum (Manila clam), 3133 nucleotides. Its product is annotated as small conductance calcium-activated potassium channel protein 2-like. Gene Ontology annotation, biological process: potassium ion transmembrane transport. Lineage: Eukaryota; Metazoa; Mollusca; Bivalvia; Venerida; Veneridae. Gene Ontology annotation, molecular function: small conductance calcium-activated potassium channel activity; calmodulin binding. The transcript is spliced from 3 exons. The record is from RefSeq and is a predicted model, not a curated record. The coding region runs from base 1299 to 2696 and encodes 465 amino acids. Gene Ontology annotation, cellular component: plasma membrane; neuronal cell body; neuron projection.